CAUCAUUCUGGUCUCUUCUCUCCUGGCAGAAUGCUCUCGUUCCAGCCAGCGCCGGGUCAGUUCGGCCCAGAGGUCCUGGAGCCCGGACUCAGGGUGUGGAGGGUGGAGAAGAUGAAGGCGGUGCCGCUGGAUCCCUCCGAGGUCGGCGCCUUUUAUAAUGGAGACUCCUACCUGGUGCUGGAGAACCGGGGCGAGCAGGGAGCCGACCUCCACAUGUGGAUCGGAGAGAAGUCCUCCCGGGAUGAGCAGGUGGCCUGCGCCAUGCUGGCCACCCAGCUGGACAACUUCCUGGGCGGUGACCCCGUCCAGCACAGGCAGGUCCAGGGCUUCGAGAGCCCAGAGUUCAUGGAGCUCUUCCCCAGAGGAGUCAGCUACAAGGACGGAGGCGUGGAGUCUGGCUUCAGGCGGUCACAGGACAGCGGGACGGUGCAGAGGCUGUACCAGAUCAAAGGGAAACGCAACAUCCGUGCCAAGGAGGUGGAGCUGGCCUGGAGCAGCUUCAACAAGGGCGACUGCUUCAUCCUUGACCUCGGAGAGACAAUCCUGUCGUGGACAGGAUCGCAGGCCAACAUCUUCGAGAAGCAGAAGGUGCGCGAGAUCGCUUCGCUGAUCCGAGACACGGACCGACACGGAAAGGCCCGCGUCGUGGACACCAGCGAGGGGGAGGAGCCUGAGGAGAUGCUGAAGGUUCUCGGCCCGAUGCCGGCGCUGGCAGAAAGCACGCCGGAGGAGGACAGCAAAGCCGACGCCUCCAACUCUGCUUCCCUCUACAAGGUGUCUGAUGCCACAGGCGCCAUGACGAUGACCAAGGUGUCAGAGAAGAGCCCGUUUACCAAGGAGCUGCUGGUCCGGGACGACUGCUUCAUCCUGGACAACGGAGCAAAUGGAAAAAUCUUCGUCUGGAAAGGUCACGGAGCGAACGCAGAGGAGAAGAAUGCUGCCCUGCGAAUGGCGGACAACUUCAUUGAAAAAAUGAAAUACCCCAGAAUGAAAACACAGGUGGAGAUUCUGCCUCAGGGGAAGGAAACCAUCAUCUUCAAGCAAUUCUUCAAGAACUGGAACUAAACAAAUCCUGCAAACCCGAAAUCAGACAGCAUCAAACACAAAACCUCUUCUAGUGUAUAAAUAUAUAUAUAUAGUAGAAUCCUGGCGUUUGUACAUAUUUCAAAGUUAGCAGCUUGUUUUGAAUUUUGGUAGUCAGAAAUGUGAUGCCACUUUUAUAAAAAAAAAACAACAGACAGACAAACAAAUCAAGACAAUAUCAAGAGAACUGGAUUUUUACAUAAAUAUAUAUACAUAUAUAUAUAUAUAUUUGCUCAACAGCAUCACAGAUUUGUCUGAAAUCGAAGAAUAAAUCUGAACGUUCUCACUGCUC
Molecule: messenger RNA, 1375 nt
Organism: Gambusia affinis (western mosquitofish)
Lineage: Eukaryota; Metazoa; Chordata; Actinopteri; Cyprinodontiformes; Poeciliidae
Gene: capgb
Product: capping protein (actin filament), gelsolin-like b
Exons: 8
Coding region: 31-1065 (344 amino acids)
Biological process (GO): barbed-end actin filament capping; actin filament severing; actin polymerization or depolymerization
Cellular component (GO): actin cytoskeleton; cytoplasm
Molecular function (GO): actin filament binding; phosphatidylinositol-4,5-bisphosphate binding
Source: RefSeq, a predicted model, not a curated record